CGCCUGAAUUUAUUUCGCUCGGAGACAGUGAGAGAGAGAGAGAGAGAGAGAGAAACAAGAAGGAAGGAAUAAGGCGGAUACCGGUGCCCUCGCGCUCUCUCUAUAUAUCUCCCUCCCUCCCUCUCUGCAGUUUUAAAGAAGACGCCCCUCCAGCACCUGCUCCGCUUCGUCUUCUCGCCGUCUCGCAGGAGUUGAGCGGACGUCGCUUUUCGUUGUUUAGACGCUGUGUGUGUUUUUCUUUUUUUUUUUGGAGUAUGACUUCGGCGUACAACCUGGAUUUCCUCCCUCUCACCGAAAGUCGAUUAAUGACUUCGAGCGACACAAUCAACGGCAGCAGCAGCAAGAUGAACGGGUCGCUGGAGCACUUGGACCAGCCAGACCCCGACUCCAUCAAGAUGUUUGUUGGACAGAUCCCCCGCUCCUGGUCAGAAACAGAACUUAAAGAGCUAUUUGAGCCCUUUGGAGCCGUGCACCAGAUCAACAUUCUUCGUGAUCGCACUCAGAAUCCUCCUCAGAGCAAAGGAUGCUGUUUUGUAACUUUUUAUACAAGAAAAGCUGCACUGGAGGCCCAGAAUGCACUGCACAACAUAAAGACCUUAAGUGGGAUGCAUCAUCCUAUCCAGAUGAAACCCGCUGACAGUGAGAAAACAAGUGCGGUAGAAGAUAGAAAACUCUUUGUCGGCAUGGUUUCAAAGAAAUACGGCGAGAACGAGGUCAGAAUGAUGUUCUCGUCUUUCGGACAGAUCGAAGAGUGCCGAAUACUUCGGGGACCGGAUGGUCAGAGCAGAGGCUGUGCGUUUGUCACAUUUGCUACCAGGGCAAUGGCACAGAAUGCAAUCAAAACCAUGCAUCACUCUCAAACUAUGGAGGGCUGUUCCUCACCUCUGGUGGUGAAGUUUGCCGACACACAGAGAGAUAAGGAGCAGCGGCGCCUGCAGCAGCAGCUAGUACAGCAGAUUCAGCAGCUCAACAGCGCCUCCACCUGGGGAAACCUGGCUGGGCUGGGGACUCUUUCACCGCAGUACCUGGCUCUGCUCCAGCAGGCCACUUCUCUCAGUAACCAAGGCAGUCUCAAUGGUAUUCAAAGGCUAGGAGCGGGUGUGAAUCCACUUCAGCUGCAGAACCUGGCCACAUUAGCUGCCGCUGCCGCUGCAGCUCAGAGUUCUGCCAGCCCAACUUCCACCAGCGCUCUGUCUACAAGCAGCGGUGCCCUGGGAGCUCUUGCCAGUCCAGCUGGGUCAACAGCAGGGUCCAGUGCUGGUGCCGUGAACCCCUUGGCAUCUCUGGGGACUCUGCAGGGUCUCACUGGGACCUCUGUGGGCCUCAACAACCUUAACGCUCUCACCAGCAGCGUCAGUGGUAUGGGGGCCAUGAACGGGGGUCUGGGAGCCUCCAUGGCCAACGGGUCAGCAGCCAGCUCUAUGGAUGCCCUAACCCAGGCUUACUCAGGGAUGCAGCAGUACACAGCGUCUGCCCUGCCCGCCCUCUACAGCCAGUCUCUCCUUCAGCAGAGUGUGGCUGGCAGUCAGAAGGAAGUAGGGCCAGAGGGCGCCAACCUGUUCAUCUAUCACCUGCCCCAGGAGUGUGGGGACCAGGAUCUUCUGCAGAUGUUCAUGCCUUUUGGAAAUGUGGUCUCUGCCAAAGUUUUCAUUGACAAACAGACCAAUCUGAGCAAGUGCUUUGGGUUCGUCAGCUAUGACAAUCCUGUGUCUGCACAAGCUGCCAUCCAGGCCAUGAAUGGUUUCCAGAUUGGCAUGAAGAGGCUGAAGGUUCAGCUGAAACGCUCCAAGAACGACAGCAAACCCUACUGAUCCUAGCCCCGGGGCCUUCCCCCUCCCCAGCUCUAAAGCUAGCACUGCUAGGGUAAGUUCACCCUCCAGCCAAGGUCACCAAUGCAGAGACUCAGUGGGGCAAGGGGACAGAAGCCCAUCACAGGAGGGAGACUCGGCCUAUUCCCUAAAAAAGAAAAAAAAAUGUUUGCAAUGAUCUUUCCACAUUUUUGCUGUAUUUCAUUCCUGCGGUUUUGUCAUGUAAUUUGAGUCUGAUUUAGUAUUUUAAUGUAUAUGAUUAUUUAUGACUAUCACUGGAGUCAGUGUUCGCUGGAGGUAUUUUGUGUCACUGUAUUUAGUGGAGAGCAUCAGAUGUUUCCAUGCCAUUUCAUUGCCUUCAGGUCAAGCUAGACAGGUUGACUAAGGAUCAGUUGUUGUUGCUGAAGCCAGGUCACAAGGACCCCCGAGCCCAGAGCUUCAGCCUGUGUUUGGCUGUUUACGCGCAGUUUGUCUCAUCCGUAUCACUGUCAAUGUGAAACUCUUUUCUACGCUAGAUUUUCCAGUCUUCACCACACCUCUCUUCUACCCCCUCCCCUCUGUUUCUCUCUCUGUCAUCUUUCAUUAUCUAAGCCAUGUUGAGCUAGGCUACCUCUCUGUGUCUUUAUUAACAACCUCUUCCAGUCAUUCCAUCCAUCCUCCAAGUCUCCCACAGGGGACUGGCUCUAGAUGGAUCUCUUUGGGUGCCAAGUAUACAGUUUGUGCAUGUUGGAGUCUCUGCCAUAUGUCCUGGUGGUGUCACUUCCUUAAAUCUGUGUAUUGUUUUUUUUGUGUGUCGGGAGAGGGGGGGGGGGGGGUGUUUGCCCCUCCCCCCCGUUGUCCUUACUGUAUAUGUGGUGACUGGCAUUAUUUUUGUUUUUUGUGCCUCAUGGCUAAAUGAUUCUUGUGCUGUGCCCCUAACUUUCUCUUCUCUCCUCUUUGUCCUCUCUCUUUCUCUCUCUCCUCUCUUCCUUUUGUGUUUUUGUUCCUUUUUAGAACAAAUCUCCAUGCCUGUUUGCUCAUCAUUAGCCUAGCAUGUCUUCAUGAUGUUGAAAGCCAAGCCAAACUCCUGGCCCACAUCAUCCCACCAUUGUCUGUGAUGUCUCUCUAAGCUCGCCUGACCAAUACCUGGCCACCCACUGACCUUGACCUUAGCUCAACCUGAUUUUUCUGCAUGUAUAUUCAUUUUUGUUUUCGUUUGCUUUUUCUGUAUAGAAAUGUGACGGGUGGGAGAGAGGUCAAGCAAAUCAAUGUGAAAACUUUACCUAGGUUAAGUUCAUUUGAGUGACCUGUUUUUUGUUUUUGCGAAUGUUUUAAAACCUGUGGGAUUUCUUACUUUUAAUUUAGCUUUGUGGGACUUUUUUUUAAAAUGUUUUUUUUCUUUUUACCUCUCUCAGUAAAGCUCACUUGAAAGUUGAAUACAGGGAUUGGCACACAGCUGUGCUAUUUGGUGCCAUUAGCAAUAUGUUGGCUUCUUAAAAAAAUGCUACAGACCACUUUCCAACACUUUUGAAAGUCUGACCAUUAAAAUCCCUCUCAGUGCUCUGUAAUGAUCUCUACAUUUUGCAGGCAGUGUGAAGAUUUACACCAAGGCUAUUUAAAAAAGAAAAAAAAAAAAAUUCAUUUAUAAAAAUAUCCAGUGUUUUUCUUUUUCUUUGAUUUGUUUUUGGGGUUUUUUGUUUUUGAACUAUUGAUGGCACAAUAAAAGGUACAUUGCUCUGUUGAGAGAAAUGACUACCUACAUGAGUCAACUUUUUUAGAACUGAUUCACAAAUAGACAAUCUGUGGUUUAAAUGCACACUUAGAUUAACUAUAUUUUAUACCAUUGAAUCUAUAGAAGUUUAACUAACAGAACCCAGGCAAAAACGUUGGGUUUUUUGUAGAUUACGUUGUAAUGUCAUCUGUGUUUGGGUAGGGAGGGGGUCAGGGGCGGGAGGGUCUUCAGUGUACUACAUUUUUAAAGAGGACUAAAAAUCUGUUUGAUCAGCAUGACCAUUUGAGGGUCAUUUCUAGUAAAUUAAAAAGUUCAAAAUUCCUCUGCUUUAAUUGUAAUUUCGUUUUCUGGUUUAAAUUCUCUUUUUUUUUUUUCUUUUAAGGGUCAUAUUUUGAGCCUCCCCCCCCCCCCCCCCCCCCCCCCGAUUUUUUUUUUUCUUUUCAUUUUUAUAUCCCUGCUAAACUUCCAUGGUACGUACAUCUUGUCAACUUUCUGUGAAUUUCUCCUUGCUAAUUUAAUUAAUGAAUUUUUCACUUUGGUUUUGUUUGGAUGCCUCGUUGAGAGAUGAUUUACAAUGUCUGUUAAUCAUACAGAUGCCAGACAAUGUUGUUCUGUUGUAUUUUGUUGUUGAAGUGCCCAUGUGUCAAAUAUUUCUUUCGCUCUUUUUUUUUUUUUUUUUUUUUAAACUCACCACUUUGUUUGCUGUAAUAUUACAUAGUUUUGUACACACACACACGCUGCAACACACGCUGCAACACAUGCAAACACACACACACACACUCUUUCGUGGUUGCAAAUGUGGGAGCCCCUGAAGAGGAGAUUACUCGGACACAACACGCAACCUGUGGGUCUCUGCACAUUUUGUUUUUCUUUCCUCUUUCUUUUAAAAACACGCACUCGUGUGACGCUCAAGAAGUCACACAGCACAUUAAAUCGACUUAAUCCACCACAGUAGUGUUGGUUUACAAAUAACAUUCCAUUUUUCUCAGCACGAAAGUUUACACUUUUUUAUCAGGGUGGCAUUUUUGUGUGACGACCCUGGUAAAACAACCACUUCACCCUCCCCUUCCCCCAAAGAAAGGGUUCCCUAAAACUGCGUACCUGAUGGCGCUAAAGAGUUUUCAGCUCAGGGCUCCUUUUUUUUUCCUUUUGUGUGUAUGCGCGUCUGGGGAGGAAACUAGACACUGACGCAGGAUUACCACACAAAAUGCACCGUUAACCACCAUUUGACUUUCUUUUCAGUUGGGAUUUUUUUUUCCCCCUUUUUCUCUAAACUCAAAUAUUCCUACACAAAAAUAAAUAAACUAAAGGAAGGUACCAAAUUUGAACCGGUGCUGGAGGGGGGGAGUGUUAUAGUUUUGUAAGGAAAUGUUAAGCACAAUUGUGGGAGCUAAUCACUUUUGCAGAAUGUCGUGUGUAUGUGUGGUUACGAUCCCAAAUUUUUCCAAGGUACCACUGAUUUCUCUUUUAAUAUGGGCAUGUGCUUUUUACAGUAUUUUUGUUUUGUUUUCUAUCCAAAUGCAAUACAAUAUUCAAAGUGCCAUAUAUACGUCUAGAAACUGCCUACACAUUAUUAGGCCUUGGUUUAGAGAUUGCUGCAGUUCGCCUUUCUAUUUUUUUUUUUUUUUUUUUUAAAUUUUUUUUUCCCUGUUUUUUGGUCUAUUUAUGCCAGUGUCAUGAAAGCUCUUAUCACCUGCUAAUGUCUCCCCUUCUCCUUCGCCUUUACUGUGUUGAGUUAUUGGUAAAUGUGUAUUGUGAUGUACUCAAUUUGAACAGUUGGUUUAAAAAGUUGUAGAUAAACAAUAAACUUCCCUAUACAUUUGAAGGUUAAACGUCUUUCUUAGUGAGUGCGAGCGCGUGUGACACUUGGCGAUACAAACCGCGUGUUUUGGUGGUGGAGUAUUUUUGAAUUUAAUAAAACAGAGGUACAGUGCAGAAGAGUCAGCGUGGGUGCCAUGUGUCGGUCACUGAAAUGACUGCAGGUCUGUGGUGAUGCAGUGCAUGGUGAAGUGUUACUCUGAGUGAUUAUUGUUUAAAAAAACUUAAAGGGGGGGGGGAAUAAAGCACAAUGUAUAGUCCACAGCAGUCCCAACAGGAACUCGACUCACUUCAGGGGCUUCCAUCACAAAUCCUGAUUAAGCUCUAACAAUCACAGUUUCUUCUGUUGGUUUUCAUAUUCUGAAGUGCUUUUUUUCUUUUCUUUUUUGUUUUUGACAGUGUGGUAGCUUUGCAUCUCUAUAGAUAUUGUCUUGAUCUAUAAGGAAAAAGAGUAGAGAAAAAAAACCAAACUUUUUCUGUGUUAUUUUUCUUGUCUGAUAAUCGGUAGGACUCUGUUCAUGUUCCACCAAUAAUUUAAUAGAUGUUUUUUGUCUUGUCUUGAUGAAAGCCAAAGUGAGUGCAUCUUGAUGUAAUCUGUAUUAUACACACAGUACAGUUAUAUAUAAAUAUAUAUAUUUUUCGUUCUGUUCAAUUACAAAUUUUUGAAACUGGGUGGGAUUUGAAAAAGACAAAAAAAGACAUACAUAGGCUGUCCAAUUUCUACAACUGGUGGUUCAUAUGUAUUUUGUACCAGUGAAGCUUUUUAUAUUGGAAAUUAAAGGAGGGAAAAAAAAAAAAAAAUCUAUAUUGGGAAAAAAAAUUGUCUGGCCUCUCAAUGUGGCCUUGCCUUGACCAGUUCUUGAGUCUGGCCUCUUGCUGGUGUCAAGCAAUUUUUUUUUUUUAAUUUUUUUUUUUCUUGCUUUUGCCACUAAAUGAUGCCUGAUUUUUGAUCUUCUUUGUCCCCCUUGGAUCUCUGUGUUCCUCACUUCAUGAAUCAGUUUCAGGGGAGGGGGUGGGGUUGGGAUCCUCUAAAUUGUGGUAAGUUUCAUGUUAGUAUAUUUGUGCUGUCCACAUACUUUAAUGGUCAUCAGGAUUUUUGACAACUUGUGUGGAUAAUUGUCUUAGUUGAAAAGGUAACUGUUUAGUUUGAGCCUUGCUUUUUACCUGUGUAGAGUUUUGUUCUUUCCCAUAGUGGAGUGCGUAGCUGAAAGACUGUUCUGUUUUUGGUUUCUUUUUCUUUUGGGUCGAUGUUUGUUUGUGUGGUGUGUUUCUUUGCCUCUGUCUCCGAAUUAAACCAUUUCCCCUAA
This is a messenger RNA of Oreochromis niloticus (Nile tilapia), 6644 nucleotides long. Its product is annotated as CUGBP Elav-like family member 2. The transcript is spliced from 13 exons. The coding region runs from base 255 to 1811 and encodes 518 amino acids. The record is from RefSeq and is a predicted model, not a curated record. Gene Ontology annotation, molecular function: RNA binding. NCBI's taxonomy places the organism in Eukaryota, Metazoa, Chordata, Actinopteri, Cichliformes, Cichlidae.